This is a messenger RNA of Esox lucius (northern pike), 1705 nucleotides long. It is a transcript of the gene rskrb, whose product is annotated as ribosomal protein S6 kinase related b. The transcript has 13 exons. Gene Ontology annotation, molecular function: protein serine/threonine kinase activity; ATP binding. The record is from RefSeq and is a predicted model, not a curated record. Bases 314 to 1705 code for a protein of 463 amino acids. NCBI's taxonomy places the organism in Eukaryota, Metazoa, Chordata, Actinopteri, Esociformes, Esocidae. Gene Ontology annotation, biological process: protein phosphorylation.
AUCUGGGGUUAAGGUGUCGCACAGUGUAGAUAAUCUUGUUGAUCUCGCCAUAUCUGCUCAAUCUACACUGCAGUCUUGCAGUCUGUUUUUAACGAUAGAACAAUAUUCUGAAUUACUUAAUUAUAAUUACUAUAUUUUGAAUUAAUAAACAGGUCGUGUUUAUUGAUCUGAGUAUGUGUUGGGUAGCGAUUAAUAGCGGGCGAGGCGAUGUGCGAUUUGGGAUGAGGAGGAUGUUAUGAUGAUGAUGCUAGUUCAGGAACGAAGAACGACAACGACCUGCUUGUGGAUGACGAGUCUGUAUGUUUGAGACGAAAUGGGGGCAGACGCCAGUAAAACCAACAAGCGAUCCCCAUCAGGGUCAGAGGUGGGAGAAGAGGAACUGUGUCCUUCAGGGUGGAAAGGUCUCCUGUCCUCCGUCAGUCUCUCCAUCCCCGCCAGCCUCUGUCGCCUGGCCCCUCCCACCCUGCGACGCGGCCAGCGGAGGAUGAUUGAAGAAAAGGCCCCUCCCUUCCCGGACCAGGUGUUGUUGGGGGGUGGGCCUGAUAGGCUGAGGGCAGAGUGGACUCUGCCCGGCUUCAUAUCAGUGUUCCUCCCGGAGUUCCCCCACAGAGCACUGCCAGCACCACAACGCUUCCAGGUGUUGGGUUAUAUUGCUAAAGGGUCCUUCGGUCCCAUUCUGAAGGUCAAGGACAACACCAGGCAAAAAACCUACGCUGUCAAGGUCAUUCCUAAGUCAGAGAUCUUGCGACUGGGUGUUUUGGAACAGUCUAAAGAAGAGGUUAUAGUACAGCGUCAGGUGCGUCACCCGUUCGUCCAUGACCUUGAGGACUGCUGGCAGACACAGAGACACCUGUAUAUUAUGUGUGAUUUCUGCAGUACAGGGGACCUCUAUACUUAUUGGGUGAUGAUUGGCCAGUUCAAUGAGGAUGCUGUCAGGGUGUUUGCUGCAGAGCUGGGCUGUGCUCUCGGGUUCCUCCAUGACUUUGGGAUCAUCCACAGAGAUGUAAAGAUGGAGAAUGUUCUGCUCACAGACCAAGGGCACCUCCGUCUGGCUGACUUUGGUUUGUCCCGCCGUCUGGAGCGUGGAGGAAGAGCCUUCACCAUCUGUGGAACCAUUCAGUACAUGGCUCCUGAGGUUCUGAGUGGGGGGCCAUACAGCCAUGCAGCUGAUUGGUGGUCGUUAGGAAUCCUCCUCUUCUCAUUGGUCACUGGGAAGUUCCCAGUUUCUCCUGAGCCUGACCAUUGCAGUAUGUUGAGGAAAGUCCGGUGUUUUCCCUAUGACAUACCUCACAGCAUCAGCCCCCCACUAGCUCUGCUAAUCACUGAGCUGCUGUGUAAAACACCAACCCGACGGCUCCGGACCCUGGAGCGCUACAAACGUCAGACCUUCUUCCGAGGCAUGACCUUUGACCUGGCAUUGCUACAACGACGACCCGUGGAGGUUAUUUUGGCAUUGCGGGAGCGACCAGACCGGGCGGCCAAGGCGAGACGAGGACUGACCCUUUCCUUACAACCACUGAAAGAGUUUGACUAUGAUGCUCUUCUUAGUCCUGCAGCAACGCCUGACACACUCCUGGAACAAGAGACACACACACUCCUGGAACAAGAGACACACACAGACCUGGAACAGGAGACACACACAGACCUGGAACAAAUUCACCCUGCUGCCACUUUCAGCAGUUACAUCAUCAAUGAAGACAAGUGA